AUGUUAAGCAGCACAUAUCACAACAGAUCCCACUUCUUUCAACCCACAUGUGUUUUAAUCUUUAUUAAAUUUAUAGUAAAAUUAACAUCCAAGUUUUAAUAACACUUUAACACUUUACCAAGUUGUACACAAUACUCAUUUUAAGAGCGUGAAAACGAUACCCAAGAGAAUUUCGGCAAAACUAGUGAAUACAAGAAGCCAAAAUGACGUCGAUUGUGGAGAUGCCGAGGGCCAAUUUGGAGGAGGCCUUGCCACCAUGGAUGAAGAUAGACUGGUCGGACGAGGUGCUCCACGACAUUUACAGGGACUGGGGAACGUACUAUUCCCGCCGCCGUCGGGAGAACUUCGCAUUGCACUAUCUAAACAAGGCACUCGCCUUGGAGCCAACGGAUCACAUGACCCUCUACAAACGAUGCCAGAGCAAGAGGAAGGCUGCCCAGAUGCUGGGUGCGCUGGAUGACAGCCGGGCAGCUGCCAAGCUCGCACGUAGUGUGGAUGGCGAGGAAAAGGCCAUUAUCAAUCUCGAUAUUUGUGAUGUACUCUACGAACUAAACCAGUUCGAAAACAGCAAGGCUGAGAUGCACAAUAAUAUGCGAGUUUUUAUUGGUAAUAAAAGAAAGAGCUUCGAGCAGCGUCAGUUGGUGGUGGAUGGCGUGAUCAAAGAUGUGACUGGUGAGGCCAUGUCAGCCUUCUUUACAAAGAAUUUGAAGACCGUCAGCAUUGUUCACGAUUUGAUCAAGGAAAGGGAAAGGGUCGAUAAUCGACCCUUGUGGAAGAUACUGAAGGAGCAGGGCAAGUGCGAUGUGCAGAGUAUCCCGGAGGUUCCGGAGGAGAUGCUCUCGCCCAUGGAGAUUGCCCGCCGGAAGCGUGCCUUUAACAUCUUCCACCAGAGUUACAUCAACGACUCCUGGAUCGAUGUGCUCUUCAUGAAGAUGCUGUGCAAGAAUCCAAACCUUUUGCUAUCCCAGUGCAAGGAGUCCUCUUACUUCCUUCAGCAGCUUUCUAGCAAGCAAUACGAGAUUGUUCGCAAGUUUAUGAAAAUGCUGCAGUCCCGCUCCCCACUUUACCUGGUCAAUUAUCUGAAAUACGGCAAUAAAGCCAUGUCGGAUAAAUACCGUGAGGCCUACCUGUUCCGCGUACAAUAUCAGACACAUCGUAACAUGAACCAGGCUCUGAAGGAGAUUAGGGCACUCCGCAAGGCCAAGAAGGUUCAGCAAUUGGCGAAAUUCGUGGAGGAGCUAAUGGGCACAUAUGUGGUCCUAAAGACGGCCCGUGUGAUGUGCUGGAAAUUUGAGUUCCUUAACGAGGUUUACAACACAAUGGCUUUGACUUUGGCCGAACAGCUUCGAGUGCCCAAAGGCUUCACGCCCCACGGUAGUAAUGCUAUACUAAGGCUGCUCCGUCUGCCAGUGGAAAGGAUCAAGGAUUUUGUUCCCGUGACAUUUGGGGACCGAGCACCAGAGCCGGAGGGCAACGAUCCAGCAACUACAAGGGCCAAGAGGUUAACUGCGCGCCUGGAACAUCGAAUGGUCUUUGCCAAGUAUUCGAUCGAAAAGUGUUAUUUGUUGCACCAGAUUUCGCAAUCUUACUUGGAUCAAGGACGUCAUUCAGAGUGUACUUACAAUGCCCGCAAGGCAAUUAAAGAGAGCAAGAAUUGCAAUAGUAAUCUGUGGAAGUUCCUCAGUGUGGUUCAGAUAGUCAAGGCCAAUGCCAUACUGCACAAGCUGGAACAGACCAAGGAAGCCCUAGAAGAUGCCCUUCCCAUCGCCCAUUUUCUGAAAUCUUCAGAGUUGAUUCUCUUCAUAGAGAACUGCAUGGCGUGCAACACGGAGGAUUCGAUCAACAAGCGGGCCACCCUAAUGCAGUCGCGCCGGGUGAGCAAGUCGGAAUCUGUGGCCACCCACUCGCUGGUCAGCGGCCAGGAUGACUCCCAAGGAGGUUAAUAUUAUAUACUUGACUAUUUUCCAUUUGUUUUACUAUUUUACGGUUACACCAAAC
Messenger RNA from Drosophila mauritiana, 1998 nucleotides. RefSeq lists its product as uncharacterized. The record is from RefSeq and is a predicted model, not a curated record. Gene Ontology annotation, molecular function: protein binding. NCBI's taxonomy places the organism in Eukaryota, Metazoa, Arthropoda, Insecta, Diptera, Drosophilidae. The coding region runs from base 204 to 1943 and encodes 579 amino acids. The transcript has 7 exons.